AUGUUUGCAAACGAUGACGAAGAUGAUGAUUAUAAUAAUGAAAGUUAUGAUGAAGAUCAACCACAAGGUUAUCAAGCAUUAUUAGAUCCAGAUGAUGACGAAACUUUCACAAUAGAAGAAGAAGAAGAAGAUGAAGGUGAUGAUCAUGAACAAGAGAUAGAGCCUGCUGAAGAAGAAGAGGAAGAAGUAGCUGUUGAUGAUGGUCAAAUAAAACCAUUUACUUGUAAAUUAUGUUCUGUAUCCUUCAGUAAAUUCGAAGCAUAUCGUGAACAUUUUAUAUCUACAGAACAUCGAUAUAAACGACGAGAUGAAAAAAAACGUCUUGGAGAAGGAUGUGUCAUUGAAACAUCAUCAGUUGAAAUAUUUGUUAAUUUAUUACUCUAUAAUAAAAUUCCAUUUGAAAGUAUUCAAAUUGAUAUUCAACCUGUUGAUUUUAGUGUAAGUGGUACAUUAGAAUAUAAUAAUACUAAAUAUGAAUAUCAACAUGCAUCAUCACUUAAUGAUUUAUAUCAAUUACUUGUUAAUAAAUUUAAUCAAGAUUAUGAAAAACAUCAAUUAAAAAUGCCACCACAAAGUUUUUUUGUUGCACGAGAUACUAGUCGAAAAGAAAUAGAUAAUAUAUGGACUGUAUCACGUUAUUGUGAUGAUACAGAAAAAUCUGAUGGACAAAUUAUUAGAGAAGUCUUAGACUAUUGUGUUUACACAACUGUUGAACCAGAACGUGAACGUUUAAUAGCACAUUCAAUUCAAACAUGGCGUAUGUUUCAUCGGCAAGAAACUAAACCAGGCUUUUGGUGUGAUAUUUGUAAACAAUGUUUUCGUAAACGCAAAGCGAUUAUUUGUCAUUUUGAAACAAGUGAAAAACAUGAUAAUAAUUUAAAACGUCUUCCACCAUAUCGACGAGCUGUUCAACAUAGUUUAUUUACUGGUCGUUUAUUAAAUGAAUUUAUUCCAAUUGAUAAAUUGAAUUAUUAUCGAACACGAGUUAAUGCUUAUCGAAUUUUACCAUCAAAUAAAACUAUUAAAAAUGCAUAUUAUUGCACAUUCUGUAAGAAAUCAUUUGAAUCAGCAUAUACACUUGAAAAACAUCUUGGUUGGAAAGGUCAUCGUGAUAUAUUACGAAAGCGUCGACAACAAGAACUUGAUAAUUUACCACGUCUUGUUACUUAUUUAAAUUUCAAUCAAUUAACGCAUGAACAACGUAAUGGUGGUAUUCAACAAAUGCCUAAAACACCAGAUGAAUAUCGAUUAAAAUAUAAUCUUGAACCUAUAACAAUUGAAAGUAUUCAUAAUGAUAUUAUGCGUUUUGAUACACAACUUGCACAACAAGUUAUGAACAAUAUUCAUAAUCAACAAGGAAAUAAUAAUAAUAACAAUAAUCGAUUUAAUCAUGGUAAUAGUAGAGGUCGAGGACGUGGACGUGGAAGACAAUCAUUUCGUGGUCAAACAUUUCGAGUACGACCUAAUUUUCAUCAACAAAAUGCACGAAACUUCAAUCCAGAACAAUAUAAUCAUCAAACAAAUUAUCAACCUCGAUUAUUCUAUAACAAUAACAAUAAUAAUCCCACAAAUCAGUUCUAUCCACAAAAUAAUUUCCAUCUACCAACAACAUUUCGUCCACAAAAUCCAAAUUUCAAUAAUAGUAAUAAUAAACGUCCUUAUCAACAAAAUAAUAAUAAUUAUUACAAUCAACGACAAUCAUGGCCAAAUAAGAAACCUCGAUUUGAUCGACCAUCACCAUAUCAACAACAACCAUCAUCAUCAAACCGAAUUGAUUAUCGUUAUAUUGCUAAUCAAAAUACUUAUCAACAACAGCAGCACUUUCCUUAA
Rotaria sp. Silwood1 is the source of this 1830-nucleotide messenger RNA. Lineage: Eukaryota; Metazoa; Rotifera; Eurotatoria; Philodinida; Philodinidae. The record is from the annotation of a GenBank genome assembly.